CCUGGGAAUAUUAUUGCCGAUGUGGUACGGGUGACGCCUAAACGUGCUUAUGGCGCCUGUACCUUUAUGUCAAUAAUCCUGAAUUUUGAUAGGCUACUUCAGCAUAGUCUCCGUAAAGACAUCUGUGCAGCACGAGUGCGACAAAUCACGGUACUUCGGAUUCGAAAGGAAGGUCAAUCGGGGACCGAAGAUAUCUUGGUACAUCGAGGCUUAUUGAGGCUCUGGAUGUCAGGAAUGACCAGUUAAACUUGGACCAAAGGCGAAGAAUGUGCCUCUCCGACGAUCCGUUACCACGACCAAUUCUCAAUAUAUGGGGAAUACCAUACUAUAGGAGUUGAAUACAGAGCACAAAAUAUAUCUGGCAGCACAGGAACACAGUUUGGAGAACAGGAACCGGCCUUUCAACGCGCUCCCCAUAUCCCUGGAUCUGGAGCAUUAUAAUCAAAUGGAACAAAAUAUGCAGCAAUCUCCGAAUGUUGUGACUAUGUUGAAGAAUUGUAUCCCAGACCCGGGAGCGCAGAUAUCAGACAAUAUCGGUGGCUCCCAAGUAUUUGACAGUGGAGAUAAGAUACAGAACAUUACCACUCCCUCACAAACAACAGCUGCUGCCGUGACGGAGGCAAAGGGAAAUGGCCCCUUGGAAACCUUAGGGCAAAAUGGGAGUUUAGAAGACCCUGAGAUAACAGGAGGUCCAUCCGAACCAUCAGAUCUCCCCAGCGGGCUCAAACUAGCAGUUUUGGUUUGCUGCACCUGCAUGGCUAUCUUCGCACUAGCUCUUGACACAACGAUCAUUGCAACUGCCAUCCCUACGAUAACCCGCGAGUUAAAAUCUCUCAACGACAUAGGCUGGUAUGGAGCAGCAUACUUCCUCACGACGUGCGCCUUCCAGCUUCUCUGGGGUCGGUUCUAUACCUUCUUCAACCUGAAAUGGGCGUACAUUGGCGCUAUCAUAAUUUUUGAAACUGGAAACAUCGUGUCUGGCGCCGCGCCAACCUCCAUUGCUUUGAUAUUCGGCAGAGCAAUUGCUGGGAUUGGGUCAGCUGGUAUUUUUACGGGGAGUUACAUAAUUAUCGGAUUCAGCGUCCCGCCUCGACAUCGCCCGCGGUAUAUGGGGCUUCUGGGGAGUAUGUACGGAAUUGCCUCUGUUUGUGGCUCACUUAUAGGGGGAGCUUUGACGGACCAUGUCAGUUGGAGGUUUUGUUUUUAUAUAAAUAUUCCACUGGGAACAGUUAUCGGAGCCGGAGUCUUUUUCUUCUUUUACCCACCAAAUGCAAAUGCAGCCCUCCAAGCCCUGCCAACUUACGUCCGGCUCGCAAAGUUGGAUGGGGUUGGAACUACCAUUUUUGUUGCCUCGGUGGUGUGCCUCAUAACGGGCCUUCAAUGGGGUGGAACCAUUUAUCCCUGGAAAUCUCCCAGGAUCAUUGCGCUUCUCAUUCUAUUCGGGCUGACUCUCACUGCCUGGGUGUCUUACCAAUACUACAAAAACGAUAAUGCUACCGUACCCAGGCGGCUUAUCUCCCAGCGCUCCAUUGCCUUUGGAUCGCUUAGUUCCUUCUUGAUGGGCGGCGCCAUGUUCAGUGUUGUUUUCUAUGUUUCCGUCUACUUCCAAGCCGUCCGUGGAACGUCCGCUACAACCUCGGGAGUAUACUCACUCCCGAUUAUCCUAGGAUUAACGUUUGGAAUGCUCAUAGCGGGCCACUUUAAUAACUAUGUCGACCGAUUUCCCCCAUUCAUGAUUUUCUCAGCCGUUACCGCCUCUAUAGGCGCCGGCCUAAUCACAACGCUCACACCAAACACCCCACUAAGCCACUGGUGCGGCUACCUCGCAUUAUUUGGUAUUGGCCAAGGAAUCGGAUGGCAGCAGCCCCUUUUACUGGCCCAAGUUUUCCUCCAAGACUUCGAUGUGCCAACCGGGACGGCGCUGAUGUCAGGGGGCAAAGUGCUCGGUGGUGCGAUCCUUAUCUCGGUCUUAGCUUGCGUCUUCCACGCUUCUUUGGAACGGAGUCUACUGGAGUUACUUCCGGAUAUCAAUCCGAAUAUAAUUAUUAGGGCUGGGGCAGCAAAACUUAGGGACGUGGUGGGUGAAAUUGCGGGGGAUGAUUCCGCGAGGGCAACUGAAUUGCUGGGAUUGGUGGAAGAGUCUUAUAACAGGGCUUGUAGAAGGGUGUUUAUUGGGGCUUUGGUGGUUAGUAGCUUGGCUGUGAUUGCUUCUGCGGGAGUAGAAUGGAAAGAAAUGAGACCUGUAGAAAAGAAAGAUGUCGAAAAUGGGCAUGGUAUUAGGUUGCCGAAGCUGUGGAGGGGGACAACAAAAUCACGGGAUGGCUAGAGUAUGUACUGACCAAAUAAACAAGACAUAGUACGUUUCUGUAGGAGCUUAUAGCAAGUAUUAAUAUAUAAUGUCCCCC
Molecule: messenger RNA, 2405 nt
Organism: Pseudogymnoascus verrucosus
Lineage: Eukaryota; Fungi; Ascomycota; Leotiomycetes; Thelebolales; Thelebolaceae
Exons: 3
Coding region: 446-2326 (626 amino acids)
Biological process (GO): transmembrane transport
Molecular function (GO): transmembrane transporter activity
Source: RefSeq, a predicted model, not a curated record